Messenger RNA from Suillus subaureus, 1680 nucleotides. RefSeq lists its product as uncharacterized. The transcript is spliced from 17 exons. The record is from RefSeq and is a predicted model, not a curated record. The coding region runs from base 1 to 1680 and encodes 559 amino acids. Gene Ontology annotation, molecular function: CoA-ligase activity. Gene Ontology annotation, biological process: secondary metabolic process. Lineage: Eukaryota; Fungi; Basidiomycota; Agaricomycetes; Boletales; Suillaceae.
AUGGCUGAAGUCGUGUCGCCUGCAGGAAUCCUCCCUCAUAUACCUGACGAUCUCACGCUUGCACAGUUCAUAUUAGAUGCGGAGCAUGUCAGAAAGCCUGUUCGUAAAAGUGGUGCAUGGAUUGUUGAUGACCAGAGUGGGAGAAAGAUUGGGCUUGAGGAGAUUAGAGCUCGGACAUAUGGUCUGGCUAAUGCGUUGAGUAUCCGCUAUAACAUCCUGUUGAUCUACAGUCCAAAUCAUGUUGAUUACCUCGUGGCUGCUUGGGCGGCUCAUAGACUUGGUGCUGCGGUGUCCGGCGCCAACCCUCUAUUCACAGUCGACGAACUCGUGUAUCAAAUAAAUGCAGUGAAAGCAGCCGUCAUCAUCACGCACCCGGACUCGCUCAAUGUGGCAUUGGCGUCUGCACACGCUGCUGGUGUAUCCGCGGAUCGCAUCAUUCUUUUUGACGUCGAGGGUGCUGAUACCAGGCAGAGGGUGACUGUGCAAGUUUUGGUUUCGCAAGGUCUUGCGAGCGUUCCGAACUUCACAGAACGGAAACUUGCUCCUGGUGAAGGGAAAACUAAGGUGGCCUUUCUGAAUUUUUCAAGCGGGACGACUGGUCGCCCGAAGGCUGUUGCAAUACCCCACUACGCGCCGAUUGCAAAUGUCAUUCAGCUUGCUACGCACCAUAAAGUCGGUGAAGAUUAUGCCGGACAAAGAUUUAAGCCUGGUGACGUAUGUUGUGCUGUGCUUCCCUUAUAUCAUAUUUAUGGACUGGUCUUCAAUACCCAUUAUGCCUUUUUCUGCGGAAUGACGGUUGUUUUAACAGCGAAAUACAACUUUCUAGAGUUCUUGAAAAACAUAAUUGGGCACCGUAUUACUCAUCUUAUGUUGGUCCCUCCACACAUUGUUCUAUUGUGCAAGCAUCCAGCCGUCAAGAGUUACGAUUUUAGUCAUGUCCGAUACGUCACCUCGGGUGCUGCGCCCCUGUCUCGUGAGGUGAUGGAGCAGCUCGUUCAGAUAUUCCCAAACGCUGACCUAGGGCAGAGCUACGGGCUUACCGAAUCGUGCACUGUUAUAAGCACUUGGGCGCUAGAUAAGGGAUGUGACUUGAGUGGUGGUGCUGGCCAACUCCUUCCUGGUAUUAUCGGCCGCGUAGAGAAACCGGAUGGUACUCUUGCAGACUUUGACGAACCUGGCGAGCUCGUCGUGAAGACGCAGGCGGUUGCGCUUGGUUAUGCAAACAACCUUGAAGCAACGAAGGAAACUUUCGUAAAUGGAUGGCUUCGUACUGGUGAUGAGGUGAAGAUGAACCGCCAGGGAGAAAUAGUAGAAAUGUUGAAGGUUCGUGGAUUCCAGGUCGCACCUGCCGAGCUCGAAGGGUGUAUUCUGGACCACUCCGACGUGACUGAUACGUGCGUGGUUGGAAUACAAGAUGAAUAUAGUGGUGAACUACCACUGGCGUUCGUCGUUCUCCGCCCUGAAGCCGCCAAACGUGUCGAAGAAAGCCCUGAAGCCGCGGACGAGAUCAAGGCGUCGAUUAUGAAGCACGUUGUUGAUAAUAAAGUUGGCUAUAAAAAGCUCGCUGGGGGUGUUGAGUUUAUUGAUGUUAUUCCGAAGAACCCGAGCGGUAAACUAUUGAGGAGGGUGCUAAGAGACAAAGCUCGAGAAAUGCGGACGAAGCCCAAAGCGAAGCUUUAA